Darwinula stevensoni is the source of this 2930-nucleotide messenger RNA. The record is from the annotation of a GenBank genome assembly. Lineage: Eukaryota; Metazoa; Arthropoda; Ostracoda; Podocopida; Darwinulidae.
AUGCUUGGAACUGAAUUUUUAUGCCAUCGACCUCCCACUGAGCAAGACGUGUGGGUGUUCCAGGGGAACUCGAGCGAGAGCGAGGAAUUUCGACUCGUCCUUCCUGCCAGGGAUUCCCUCAUCAUCGGAUCCAAAAAUGUGAUAUAUAAUGUGAGCCUUCGGGACCUGACAGUUCUUCAGGAGGAGUGCCAGAACUACAUCCGAGUCAUGGUUCCACUGGAUUCAGGGUCCUACUUCGUGUGUGGUACCCAUGCCUUCAGCCCUCUUUGCCGGGAAUAUCGCUCCGAGGAGAAAGGAUUGGUGAAGGCUGAGGAAGAGAACGGCAAGAUCCUCUGCCCCCACGAUCCCAAACUCAAUUCCACGGCGCUCUAUCACGAGGGCCAUUUGUUUUCUGCUUCCUACGCGGACUUCCAAGGCGCAGAUCCGUUGAUCUACCGGAAACCCCUGAGGACUCGCCAGUACGACCUGGAGCACUUUUCAGACCCGGAUUUCGUGAGUUCUACGGCAGAGGGGGACUUCGUCUUUUUCUUCUUCCGGGAACUGGCAGUGGAGUACUCAAACUGCGGCAAGGCGGUGUAUUCCCGAGUGGGUCGAGUGUGCAAGAAUGACCCGGGGGGAUCCGUGGGAGGUGCAUCCAAGAGAUGGUCAUCCUUUCUUAAAGCCCGCCUCAAUUGCUCCAUCCCUGGACUUUUCCCCUUCUACUUUGACGAACUCCAGGGGGCGACGGAGUUCGUCGAGGGAAAAUACGGCGGGAGAGAGGCGAGAUUGAUGUAUGGCACAUUCACGACGCCGCAGAACAGCAUCGGCGGGUCGGCCGUUUGUGCCUUUUCCCUCAGAGAUAUCUUGAAUGUCUUCGAGGGACGCUUCAAGCAUAAUGAAGGCAAUGCCAAGUGGACCGCCGUCAAGGGCCCGGAGGCAAGACCAGGUCGGUGCGUUAACAUGUCACGAGGCGUGGAUGCGACGUGGAUCGAGGCACAUCCCAUCAUGGAUGAAGCCGUCCCUGCAACCUUCGGCUCGCCCAUCCUCUUGCGAACAGUUCCCACCGCCCAGUAUCGGUUCACAAAGAUCGCCGUGGAUCCUCAGGUAGAGACGGUGAACAGUGAAGCCUUCGACGUCCUCUUCAUUGGAACUGAUGGGGGUUGGGUAAUCAAGGUCCUGAACGGAAAUUCCUGGACCUCGUGGGAUUCCGUCGACCAGGCCGUGAUUGAGGAACUUCACGUGUUCCCCACUGGGGAACCCAUUCGGAAUAUCCAGAUUCUCAACGACGAGAAAGGAAAUUUCGGAAGGAAGUUUCUCUUGGUCCUUUCAGAUUCCCAGGUGAAGCGUCUCCCUCUCGCCAGGUGCUCCAAGGCACAUCUCUCCUCCUGCAGUGAGUGUGUCUCGGUGCGAGAUCCAUAUUGUGCCUGGGAUGAGAGCCGCAGGGCAUGUGUAGAACUGGAUCCAUCCAUUCCUUCAAAUCCAGAUCGUUUCAUCCAGGCUGUUGGAACUGGAGUCAGCCCCCGAUGUCCCCAAGGAGAGGUGAUGUCAAGCACAGCACUUCAUGCUUCCAAGUCCCGUGCCAUUCCAGGCCAAGGGCAGCAGGAAACACGGCUCCAUGGCACCAUCUUCACUGCUGGUGCUGAGUCUUCCUCAUCUAGAGAUGGGGAAGGAGAGCGGGGAAGAAAGGCACCAACAGAGCUUGGGGUGGAGAUCAUAGACCAACGAGGUCUGUACACAGUGGAAACACUGGCUGUCACUGUGACGGGGGCCACCCUGGGUGCUCUUCUCAUUGGGUUUUUCGUUGGGUGGAUGGUGGGACGGAGGUGCCGCAAGGAACACUAUGAUGCUGGGCCCUGUGUGGAUGCUGAGUAUGAGUUCCUCGAGCAAAGGGGACCCAAUCUACACAGGUUUGGAGGAGAAUCAACAAUGCACCCGCCCAGCAUGCACCCACCACCGCCCCCACCGGUGCCAUCUGCUCCUCCGGAUCAAGGAUGCUACACCCACUCGCCCCAUCUGGGCCCAGGAUCCUACAUGACUGGAUCCCGUCAUCCCCAUUCCCACUAUGCGAGCAAACCCAUGAACCUGAUGAUGGAUGUCUCACCCAAGAACGGGGCCCCAACUGGGCUCUAUCAUGCCACCGCAGAGCAUCGUCCAUUUCUCAUGGCCACCAGUUCCCCUGGACCAGGACCCACCUUCCCUCAUACUGGAACACUUGGCAACUCCAGCAUGCGCAAGAUGUAUCUUUAGUCCGACUUUACUUGUCGGUUAGCGGCUCCUUUGCUGGAGAACAGAUGUAAUUGGACCGAGUCCGAGACGUAGAUUCUCCCGUAGGUCUCUGCUUGAUCCCCAAUGGCAGAAAGGUGUUCACCAAAGAGCUCUCCAUUUUAGGUUUUCUGUCUCUCAGUCGCUCAGGCACUAAAAUGAGAAUCUCAAAAAAUCUGAUAUUACCAUUAUUUUUUUUCUCAAAUGAUCAAGUAUUUUGUCCUUUUCAUUUUUGUUUGUAUCCCAAAUACUGUGAUUUAUGUUUUUUUGUGCUUUUUUUGGUGUAACAGAACUUGAUACUCAUUGUACUGGAAUUUAAAAAUGCAGAACAGUUGAGAGGAUGAUCCAGUCCUAAUCCAGCGAUGCUACUGUAUCCCCCUUUAGAGUGGCCUUGAUCGUUUCUUCCCUCGAAUCGAUGGCCGAAUUUUCUUUUUCUUCCUUCCCAAUUCUAUGCAUUAGAAAGAGAGUGGAAGUCUCCUGCAUUCUAGUCAACUAAGAUUUUGUGAAGGGAGACUUUGCCUGGAAUCACCGCCUCGGCAGCUUGUGAUCCUGUCUUUCCAAAGAAGAGGAAUCUUAGCACAAUGUGUGUUUGUGGAUUGAAAAGAGAGAGAAAGAUAUAGACUCUUCUUCCUUUUUUUUUCUCUCUGUGACUGGAUUCUGCAAUAAAAUUAGACCAGUGGCCUCCCCAA